GGACCUAAUGACGCCGCCCAGGUUGGAACGUUUCGACUAAAAAAAUCAUGUACGAUAAACAUUUCGCAAACCCUUGAGCUUUCAUUCACACACAAAAACCCUUUUAUACAAAAAUUAUCCCUAAACCCUCUUCAAACUCUUCUGGAAAAAAUCUUUUUCUCCAAGCUACCUCCACCUCCAUUUCCAGCUGCCUAUUUUAACAUCACUUGGGCCCUUCCAAAAUUUCCCAAUCUUACACUGAAAGAGGGAGAAAAAGAGAAGUGAGUGAAUGGCAGGAGGUGGUUCAGCUGCUGGAAAGGGUAAUGCACCCAGUGUUCGAAUAGUGGUUGCUGGUGAUGCCAAGACUGGAAAGUCUAGUUUGAUCUUGACGGCCGCCACUGAUUCUUAUCCGCCCAAUGUCCCUCCAGUGUUGCCUCCGACUAGGCUACCUGAUGAUAUCUACCCUGACCGCGUACCUGUAACUAUUAUUGAUACGUCCUCAAGUCCUGAAAAUAGAGGUAAACUUGUGGAAGAGCUGAAGAGAGCUGAUGCAGUUGUACUGACUUACGCUUGUGAUAAGCCUGCGACUCUUGAUCGUCUGAGUACUUUCUGGCUUCCUGAACUCCGCAGAUUGGAGGUUCGGGUUCCUGUCAUUGUCGUGGGUUGCAUGCUUGAUAAAAGGGACGAACAGAUUCCAGUCAGUUUGGAGCAGGUGAUGUCACCAAUUAUGCAACAAUUUCGGGAAAUUGAAACGUGUAUUGAAUGUUCAGCAUACAGGCAUAUCCAGAUUCCCGAGGUUUUCUACUAUGCCCAAAAAGCUGUGCUUCAUCCAACAGCUCCACUGUUUGAUCAGGAGGCCCAAACUUUAAAGCCACGAUGCGUUAGGGCUUUGAAGCGGAUAUUUAUUCUUUGUGAUCUUGAUAGAGAUGGUGCCCUAAGUGAUGCAGAGUUAAAUGAUUUUCAGGUCAAAUGCUUCAAUGCUCCAUUGCAGCCUUCUGAGAUAGUCGGUGUUAAGAGAGUUGUGCAAGAUAAAUUACCUGAUGGUGUCAAUGAACGGGGUCUUACAUUGACAGGUUUCUUGUUUCUUCAUGCACUGUUUAUUGAAAAAGGGCGUCUGGAGACAACAUGGACUGUCCUGCGGAAAUUUGGCUACAACAACGAGAUCAGGCUUAGUGAGGAUCAGCUUCCUACUCCCAUCAAGAGACAACCUGACCAGAGUGUUGAGCUGACCAAUGAAGCAUUGGACUUCCUCAGAAGAAUCUUCCAUACGUUCGACAUUGAUAGUGAUGAGGCACUUCGAUCGAAUGAGCUAGAUGACUUGUUUUCCACUGCACCUGAGAACCCCUGGUCUGAAGCUCCAUACAAGGAUGCUGCAGAGAAGGAUGCCUUGGGAGGACUCUCUCUUGAUGGUUUUCUUUCAGAGUGGGCACUGAUGACACUUCUUGAUCCCAUUUAUAGUGUGGAGAAUCUUAUAUACAUUGGAUAUGCUGGUGAGCCUUCGUCUGCUAUUCGUGUAACUCGAAGAAGACGGUUAGAUCGCAAGAAGCAGCAAUCAGAUAGAAAUGUCUAUCAGUGUUUUGUUUUUGGGCCAAAAGAGGCUGGAAAAUCAGCCAUUCUUAGUUCGUUUAUUGGAAGGCCAUUCCCAGAAGAGUACGAAUCAACUACUGCUGAUCAAUAUGGAGUAAAUACUGUUGAUCUCGGGGGGACUAAAAAGAUUCUUGUGCUAAGGGAGAUACCAGAAGAUGGAGUGAAAAAGCUUUUAUCUAGCAAGGAUGCUUUAGCAGAUUGUGAUAUAGCAUUAUUUGUCCAUGAUAGUUCAAGCGAAGCUUCCUGGAAGAGAGCAGCAGAUUUACUGGUGGAUGUUGCUAGCCAUGGAGAGGCCACUGGGCAUGAGGUGCCCUGUCUCAUUGUAGCUGCUAAGGAUGAUCUGGAUCCUUAUUUGACCGAAAUUCAAGAUUCAACAAGGGUUAGCCAGGAUUUAGGGAUUGAAGCUCCCAUACCAAUCAGCACGAAGCUUGGAGACUUCAGUAAUUUGUUCCGAAGGAUUGUUAAUGCAGCGGAGCAUCCACAUUUGAGCAUUCCUGAAACUGAAGCAGGAAGAAGCCGUAAGCAAUAUCAUCGGCUCAUCAAUCGAUCUCUCAUGUUUGUAUCAGUUGGAGCUGCUGUAGCUGUCGUAGGACUGGCAGCUUACCGUGUUUAUGCUGCACGGAAGAAUGCAUCGAGCUGAAAUGGUGAAGCAAAAAUAUGCCAGUCAUGAUGUCUAAUAUCAAGUUUCUCUUUGCCAGUUACUUUGUGUGGAAUGCUUUAUUGUUUAGCUUUCUGGUAAUCUGCCUCUCCGAAUUCCAACUUGGAGGAAAAUGCAGGAAUUUUUGUGAUCUCAGCUUUAGAUCUGUUACAUAGUUAGCCGCUUUUCUUUGUAGCAUUUCAGUUAGAAAUCAAUGGAUAUGCCUUUUCGAAAUGGAGCAGCGCCAUUGCUGUCCUGAAUACUGGCGGGGUCAAUUUGCUGCGAAUAAAUUUAAAAAAAAGAAAUAGAAGUGAACUUGAAGCAACCUUUUUAUUUAUGUCAUAAUAUUAAAACAAGUUCAAUUGCAAAGCUAUAGGAUUUU
This is a messenger RNA of Nicotiana attenuata, 2585 nucleotides long. Its product is annotated as mitochondrial Rho GTPase 1. Gene Ontology annotation, biological process: mitochondrion organization; small GTPase-mediated signal transduction. Gene Ontology annotation, molecular function: GTP binding; calcium ion binding; GTPase activity. The transcript has 15 exons. The coding region runs from base 269 to 2206 and encodes 645 amino acids. NCBI's taxonomy places the organism in Eukaryota, Viridiplantae, Streptophyta, Magnoliopsida, Solanales, Solanaceae. The record is from RefSeq and is a predicted model, not a curated record. Gene Ontology annotation, cellular component: mitochondrial outer membrane.